AUGGCGACGAGGUUUCCACGAAUGUGUAGAUCGACGCUGGACGAUCUCAGUGGUACCGUCAAAAUUGAAAUCGGAGCAAUAUUCGCAGCGGUGAUGCGAAAAACAGUGAUCUUGUGCGGUGUGAAACUCCUGAAGGACGGUGGCUGCAGGUCCGGAACCCAAGGACAACGCCUGGAUGACGUCGGAGGUUCAACGGCGUUAUGUCUAUCUGGAAUAAUAUUUGCAAGGCAAGUUAAAGGGGUUCCAGUUCCAGUGAGGAGAGCUGAAAUGAUUAUUCCGGUUCUCAUGAAGCAAGCUGGUCUAAAGCUCCAAGAAAAUGGCAUCUUUUUAAAUGUUGUAAGUGGCGUGACACUGGCAGAGACUGCUGGGGAUCUUGCUGUAGCAGCUGCCAUUUGCAGCAGCUUCUUGGAGUUUCCUAUUCCCAAUGGCAUUGCAUUCAUUGGAGAGAUCGGCCUUGGUGGUGAGCUUCGCACGGUACCCAGAAUAGAGAAAAGGGUGAACACAGUAGCGAAACUGGGAUACAAAAAAUGCGUAGUCCCAAAAGCUGCUGAAAAAUCUCUACCAACUCUUGAGGAUAUGAACAUUGAGAUUGUGGGCUGCAGGAAUCUGAAAGAGGUUAUCAGCUCAGUUUUUGUCUGA
This is a messenger RNA of Vitis vinifera (wine grape), 639 nucleotides long. RefSeq lists its product as uncharacterized. The record is from RefSeq and is a predicted model, not a curated record. Gene Ontology annotation, biological process: recombinational repair. NCBI's taxonomy places the organism in Eukaryota, Viridiplantae, Streptophyta, Magnoliopsida, Vitales, Vitaceae. Bases 1 to 639 code for a protein of 212 amino acids. The transcript is spliced from 6 exons.